Messenger RNA from Guyanagaster necrorhizus, 1488 nucleotides. RefSeq lists its product as uncharacterized. Gene Ontology annotation, molecular function: protein binding. The record is from RefSeq and is a predicted model, not a curated record. The transcript has a single exon. The coding region runs from base 6 to 1421 and encodes 471 amino acids. NCBI's taxonomy places the organism in Eukaryota, Fungi, Basidiomycota, Agaricomycetes, Agaricales, Physalacriaceae.
GAAGAAUGCUGGAGGAACAGCUCUCUACCCUCUCCAUUGACUCUUCGCCGACUCUCCCAAUCGCCAGGCUUCCCAACGAGCUGUUGGCGAGAAUUUUCUUCCUGGCCGCAAUGGAGACUAGGCAUGACACGAUACCAGCUCCGUUUAUCGUUUCACAGACAUGCCGCCGCUGGCGGGAUGUCGCGCUAUCGACCGGUGAUCUAUGGAAAUUCAUCAGCUUCAAUUUCCCAUUAUCAUCUGUCCAAUACCUUCGGGCAAACAGCAUGCUGUCGAGGUCUGAUACCUUCCCGCUUGAUCUUUUAAUGGAUUUCCGUGAUCCGUCUUGGGACUGGGAAGAAGAUCCUCACGGCUUCACCUCCAAUGGCAUGCAAUCUGUCAUCCGACUCCUUGAGCCGCAUCUUGACCGCCUGGAAGCAGCGGAUAUCCUUCUCGAUACCUGGGCACCAAUGCAUACAUUUUUAUCGGAGACUCAAAAACUUGACGUACCAUCAUUGCCAGCGCUGAAGCGACUGUCCCUUUCUCGCUGCAAUGCCUAUUUUGCCUUUAAGGGCCAGACAUUCCAACCCCAACACUUACGAGACCCCCUACCGUUAUUCGGUGGGAUCCCUCUACCGGGACUCAGUCACCUGUCCCUCGUCGGUGUUCACAUUGAUUGGAGCGCUGCAGCUUCGUCCCUCGGGAACCUUACCAGCCUUGAGCUCAAGUACCACGCCCCCGACGUCCUUCCUACCUCCAAGGAAUUUGCGGACCUUAUAGCCGGGUCCCCUGAUUUGCGCCACCUUUCGGUGAUCGGGUCAUGUCCCAGUGGCGCACCAGGAUCGACCUUAAUUUCGGCCCUGACGUUGUCUCACUUCACUUUGGGAUUCGUGGAUGUGGACGACGCCGUUCAGUUCGUUUCUAGCUUGCAUUUUCCGGCUCUGCAGAGUCUGUCAUUGGAGGAUGUCAGGAGUGGUUUGGAUCCCACCCAGCCAAUACAAGAUGCGUCCAUUCUAUUGGAAUGCUUUGCCCGAAUGACGAGUUCGACGAUCCCAUUGCAUAGGCUUCGAUCUCUGAACCUUAACGAAAUCAAUGCCACACAGGAGGUGCUCGAUAGUUUCUUUUUAGUCCUUUCUUCGGUGACGGAGAUGGAUUUAUCUGAGAGUAUUCCUUUGGCUUCUCUUGAGCCUAGUUUCGGUGUUGCUCCUUGCCCUUCACUUCGCACUUUACAGUACCAUUCCUAUAAUGAUUGGUAUGCAGUACAUUCUUUGGUUUGUUCGAGACGUGAACACCGAGUCCCUUUACAUAACGUUCAUGUUAUCUUUCAACAAGAGCCCCGUGAUGUACAGCUUCUUUUACAGGCUGGUGUUCUCGUAACAAUAGAUACCAGUUCCGACUCAGAGGAAAACGAGAGCUCAUAUUCAUUUAGAUCUCAUAGUCCUUAAAAUGCAGAGUUGAUGUAUGACAUGGCGUAUCUAUACAGGAAUGCGUGGUUAUAGUACUGAUAUUGUU